CCUCUUUUUCUUCCCUUCUUCACUUUUUACUUCCUCUUCUUCUUUCUUCAUUUCAUACUCACUUCAUCAUAUUGCGACAGCCGAAUAAAAUUCAAGUGUCUAAGACAUCGAUAAAUAUACGUUUUACUUUCAACAAACGAUGGUUCAAGAAAUGUCACAUGUCCGUUUCGACUCUGUCGAAGAUGCUAUUAAGGAUUUUGCCGAGGGAAAAUUUGUCAUUGCAGUGGAUAAUGAAGACCGAGAGAAUGAAGGAGAUCUUAUUAUCGCUGCCGAGAAAGUGACAACAGAGCAAAUGGCUUUCUUAAUCCGUCACUCCAGUGGAUACGUUUGUGUGCCCACGGCACCCUCAAGGCUCAAGGAACUGGAUCUGCCUUUGAUGGUUCCUAAUAAUCAAGAGCUCAUGAAGACAGCCUACACGAUCUCGGUCGACUAUGCUCAUGGCACGACCACAGGCAUUUCGGCUCAUGGCCGCGCACUAACGGCUCGCUCGUUGGCCGAUCCCACAAAGACUGCUUGUGACUUUAACAGGCCUGGACAUAUCCUGCCUCUCCGCUAUGCGGAGGGUGGCACGAUCCGCCGUUUUGGGCACACCGAGGCCUCAGUUGAUCUCUGCAAGCUCGCAAAGCUACAACCCGUGGCCGUCAUCUGUGAACUAGUCAAUGAUCGUGAUGGUUCAAUGGCUCGCCGGGACGACUGUUACAAUUUUGCGAAGGAGCAUGGCAUCAAGUUGAUCACCAUCGCAGAUCUCAUCAAAUACCGCCUGGAGUAUGGCUUGAUUGGGGAUGAUUUUUAA
Messenger RNA from Lobosporangium transversale, 793 nucleotides. RefSeq names its product 3,4-dihydroxy-2-butanone 4-phosphate synthase. Lineage: Eukaryota; Fungi; Mortierellomycota; Mortierellomycetes; Mortierellales; Mortierellaceae. Bases 140 to 793 code for a protein of 217 amino acids. Gene Ontology annotation, molecular function: 3,4-dihydroxy-2-butanone-4-phosphate synthase activity. Gene Ontology annotation, biological process: aerobic respiration; riboflavin biosynthetic process. Gene Ontology annotation, cellular component: mitochondrial intermembrane space; cytosol. The transcript has 3 exons. The record is from RefSeq and is a predicted model, not a curated record.